Messenger RNA from Fusarium graminearum PH-1, 957 nucleotides. RefSeq lists its product as uncharacterized. The record is from RefSeq and is a predicted model, not a curated record. The coding region runs from base 1 to 957 and encodes 318 amino acids. Gene Ontology annotation, molecular function: hydrolase activity. The transcript has 2 exons. NCBI's taxonomy places the organism in Eukaryota, Fungi, Ascomycota, Sordariomycetes, Hypocreales, Nectriaceae.
AUGCCCGCCAAAGUUGGAAGGGUCUUCUUUGGCAAAUACGUUGCACUGCCAUUCACCCGGUGGCGGAUGCUUCGACAUGGCUACGUUAGAUCUCCGGUGCACUAUCGAGAGUAUGAGAUUGGACAAGUAUGCUACUCGUUGCUAGGGGCCGGCGGUGGGUUCCUGAUGGGCUCGAGUUACUUUUAUCUCGAGUUCCUUAUGGCCUGGCAUCACCUCCUAGUUCAAGCUGGGUUUAAGAAUCCAGCCAUAUUUGGGCUUGAAUACACUUUGGUGCCUGAUCAAGUCUACCCAAGACAGGUUCUAGAAGCCUUGGAAGGUUACAGGCAUGUUCUCAAAGUCGUCAAGGACGCCUCCAAGGUCUGCGUCUCAGGCGACUCGGCUGGUGGUUCAUUGAUCCUUAGCAUGCUACUCGAACUGGGAGCUCAAGCAGCCAGCCAAGAUAAAAAUGGCGUCAAUGCUGAUACCCAAGGUGGCCUUGCUGAUUUUGAUACAUCACAUCUGCCCUUGCCCCGAAUGGCGACACUUAUCUCGCCAUGGAUAACACUCAUGUCGAACUUGCACUACAAUUCCAAAAGUGAUUUCUUGGACAAACGCACUCUGUGGAAGUAUGCACAAGAGUAUGCAGGUGAAAAUAUGAUCCAACAGCAGCCAGCCUCUCCCGGAAAUUGUGUCGAUGACAAGCUCUGGAGAGCAGCCAGUCCUGAACGAGGAUAUUUCGUCAUAUUUGGGGAAGAAGAGGUCUUUGCCCCGGAUAUUGAAGACUUUCUCAAAAGACAGGCUAAAAUCGGUGUUCAGGCCGAAGGACAGAAAUUUGAUGGGGGCAUCCACGCAUGGCCUGUGGCCUCGCUGUUCCUUUCGAGCACAGAGGAGAAGCGACUGCAAGGACUUCGAACUGCUGUCAAGGAGAUUAGAAGACGAAUGCUUGAAUGGGGUACAUUGAACGGUGAUAAAGUGUAG